CGACGUCGGCUUUGUCCUCCUACUUGCUCGUCAAAUAUCUGCUAUCACUCUUUUCACCGACAUAAAGCUUUGACACGUCGAUAUACAAUCCCUUUGAUUAGCCCACCACUACUAGGUUACCUGUUGGGACCCGCGCCUGCGGAUGGAAUGCCAGAAUUGCGAACUGAAGCAGCGUCAGUUUUACUGCGAGAAUUGUCUAAAGCAACACCUACUAAGUCUUCGAGUGCAAACCAAACAUGCUGCUGCCGACCGCGACAACCACAUCGCAUCUGCGCAGAAGGCGCUCGAGUCGAUCGUCGACCCUGCCCGCUUGAGGAGAGCAGAUUUGAAGGGCGGAGAAGAGAGAGUACAGGAGAUCUGGGCUGCGGUGGACGAGGCUAGGAAGGCGAACGACAAGACCCGCGAACGUCUGAGGACCACUCGCGCAUCUCUGUCUACGAGACGAAGGACACUGGCAAUUGCCUCCUCGACAUUCCACAACUCGACUGGAGCUUACUACCCGUCGAGCACACCCAGUUCUGCGUCGGCCUCGCCGCCCGGUCACUCACCAACGCCCCCUGGCUCGUUCCCUCAUGCAGCUUCUCCCCUUGCCUCUUUACCUCAAGCCAUUCGACCAACUACCCAUCGACGCGGCUCAUCCUCGUACUCAGCAUCCCCUCUGUCCUCUACCCCACCUGCCGGCGCCUCCAUGUCGCGUGCCCCAACAGCCCAACGGGUCGCAUCGUCACCACAGGCCGUUAGAGGUGUUCUUAUUUCUCCGCCGACCGCUUCCGCGCCGUAUGCGCGUGGGGCACACGAGCGCGGCGCGGACAUGCUUGCGCGCCAGAUUGACGAGACGAAUCACCAGUUAGCGGCGCUUGGGGACACGAUCGCGCGUGCAAGGGCUGGGCUCGUGCAGGAGCUUGUGGAAGUGUUCAGUGUUGUCGAAGUCGGUGGUCGUCCGCCCAUUGGAGGCAAGGCAGGCACGAAGGGCGAAUGGACCAUUGGCGGCCUGGUGUUACCUGUACCCGGAGAUAUGCGACGAUAUCCGCCUGACCACAUUAAUGCCGUCAUCACACAUACUGUUCACUUCCUUACAUUGCUCGCAUUUUACCUCGGCGUCAGGCUGCCCUUUGAGCUCGUAUGGAGUCAGUCCACUCCGCCACCUCCCGUGGGCGCAAGCAAGGGGAUGGGUUUGCUCGGCGUGGGCGUGCCUUGGAUUGGUGCGGUCAAGGGUGCUGAGAACGGCGGAUGGGCAAGGUGGUCAACGAAGUACCCACUGCACGUCUCAUCAUCUUCGCCACCUUCCGCCUCAUCCGCCUCCGGAUCCUCGCCAUCGUCCACUUCAGCCUCUUCGUCCCGGCCCACCUCGCGUCGUGCGAGCACCACUAUCUCUACUCCCCCGAACAGCUCCACGGGACGCGCACGCUCCGGCUCGCUCUCCGCGUCGAUGGCGGACUCCCAGAUCGAGGCAGACGUAGCUGAGCCCGCCGCACCAGGCGGUGCGUUCACGACAGCGCUGGCGAUGCUCGUGUAUGACGUGUGCUACCUCGCACAUACGCAGGCUGUUGAGGUGCCGCUCGCUCAGGCGGGCGAGGUUCUGGGCAACUUGUGGGCGGUGUGCUGCAGCCCAGAGCUGGGGAGGAAGUCGCAUGCCACACGACCUCUGCUUGCUCCGCCGACCCCGCCGAGCUUCCCGCUCGACUUCGCGCAGCUCCUGCAGGCGACGGCUGCUAACCCGACGCGGCCGAAGGCACGCGGCACAGGUGGCCGCGAGCGCCGGACGGAGAGAAUCGUCGAGGAGGAGGAGGACGGCUGGGACUUUGUCGAGGCUAGCAUGGAAUAGACACUCUAUUGUGACGUGUGCCGCCGCAUCGAUUUCAUAUGAUCAGAAUGACGUGUAGCAUAUACUAAGUAUAGUCAUGGAUGCUGUAUCGUAUAGACUCGUAGAUGUAUUUUGCAUAUAGUGAUGACAGCUUUGCAUAGCA
Rhodofomes roseus is the source of this 1967-nucleotide messenger RNA. RefSeq names its product UV radiation resistance protein and autophagy-related subunit 14-domain-containing protein. Lineage: Eukaryota; Fungi; Basidiomycota; Agaricomycetes; Polyporales; Fomitopsidaceae. Gene Ontology annotation, biological process: SNARE complex assembly. The transcript is spliced from 7 exons. Gene Ontology annotation, cellular component: lytic vacuole; endosome. Bases 143 to 1825 code for a protein of 560 amino acids. Gene Ontology annotation, molecular function: SNARE binding. The record is from RefSeq and is a predicted model, not a curated record.